GUUUAUUUUCCCUCUCUCUAAUGCCUUCCCAGGCUUCCCUCACGCAAACACUAACAAGAGCUUCCGCCAUUAACAGAGCUUAACAAAAGCUUCACAAGCCUUUUCUUUUGACUGCUCACCGGCCCCUAUCUUGCUUGAAGAAAAUCCUAAGUGUAAAAUAUUUAAUAAAAUUUGGCCUGUUGACAGCUGAUUUACCAUUUUUCUACAAAAGUCCCGAUUUUUUAUCAUCCACGACACCACCAAGGAAUCUGAUAUCUCAGUUUUAGAAGAUUUUCAUGAAUUGAGUUUUGCCUUUUCGUUGAAUUUUCCUUUUUUCUAUUUCUUUGGUUCGUGGAUUUUCUCUUUUGGUAUUCGGUUACUUCUAUAAAUUCGCUUGUAUCACUCGUUUUGUCCACCAUUUCUAGUGAUUCUGUUGUCAGCUCCUGUUUCUUGAGCUGUUCAUACCUUUUGGGGAGCUCUAUUAAAAAUCCCAGCUUUGCCCUUUAUUUUGGAAAUGGUGAACAUCAGCAAUAAUAAGAACCUGCCGAUUGCCACCGCCGCCGCCGGCGGCGGCGGAUCCACCAGGUCAUGGACCUCCGCCGUUUCCGGUCAGUCCAUGUCCACUAGCGGCAGUGUUGGAUCGCCAUCUAGCCGGAGUGAGGCCACAGCUACAGCUGGGGAAAACACAUUUCUCUUGUUAAACAAUCUUGAUAUCAAAGGGGAUGAUAAUGGAUCUCAGGAGACUCCUGACAACAGAAGGAAGAAGAGAGGACAACGAGCAGCUGGAGGAGAUAAAAAUGGUCGAGGGCUUCGUCAAUUUAGCAUGAAAGUCUGUGAGAAAGUAGAAAGCAAAGGGAGAACUACAUAUAAUGAGCACCAGUAUGAAGAGAAAAACAUACGCCGGAGAGUAUAUGAUGCUCUAAACGUGCUAAUGGCUAUGGAUAUUAUCUCUAAAGAUAAAAAGGAAAUACAGUGGAAGGGUCUUCCGAGGACUAGUGUGGAUGACGUUGAAGAAUUUAAGGCUGAACGUCUUGGACUUCAAAAUAGCAUCGAGAAGAAAGCAGCUUAUCUAGAAGAGCUCGAGGAACAAUUUAUUCGUAUAAAUUAUCUGUCGACUCUAUGCUUUUUGCUGCAGUACAUUGGUCUUCAAAACCUCAUACAGCGCAACAAGCAAUUGCAUGGCUCGGAAAAUGCUCCAAAUGGUGGAGUUGCAUUGCCUUUCAUAUUGGUUCAGACACGCCCUCAUGCCACGGUGGAAGUGGAAAUAUCAGAAGAUAUGCAGCUUGUGCAUUUUGAUUUUAAUAGCACACCUUUUGAGCUUCACGAUGAUAAUUACGUUCUGAAGGCGAUGAAAUUUGGUGGAAAAAACCCACAAAAUAUUAAAAGCGAAAGCUCGAGCAUGGCCAACAUGUACCAAUCUCAAGCGAAUUGUUUUUCGAGGCCAAGUUUAACUCUACCCGGAAUAUUAAAGGCGCGUGUUAAACACGAGCGAUAGGUCGAAACUCAAACGAACAAUGGUUAAGUUAAAUCUUUUCACCAUAAUUUAUCGUCAUUUAUCGCAAAUGUAUAUCAUGUAAAGAUAUAUGGAAAGCAUAAGCAAAGAUGAAUGUCAUAGGAUUUUUUUGGAAUGAAUAACUUUUGGUUAGAUGAUAGAUUUCUGUUAAAUUUGUCAUACUUUUUAAGGAAUUUAUCAAUUGUAACAACAAUUAGUGAAGAUUGGAUUAAAUUUUGAAGGACCUUUUGAUUUAUGAGAA
Striga asiatica is the source of this 1733-nucleotide messenger RNA. Lineage: Eukaryota; Viridiplantae; Streptophyta; Magnoliopsida; Lamiales; Orobanchaceae. The record is from the annotation of a GenBank genome assembly.